Leptidea sinapis is the source of this 1909-nucleotide messenger RNA. Its product is annotated as acetylcholine receptor subunit beta-type acr-2-like. Gene Ontology annotation, cellular component: membrane. The record is from RefSeq and is a predicted model, not a curated record. Lineage: Eukaryota; Metazoa; Arthropoda; Insecta; Lepidoptera; Pieridae. The transcript is spliced from 7 exons. Gene Ontology annotation, biological process: monoatomic ion transmembrane transport. Gene Ontology annotation, molecular function: transmembrane signaling receptor activity; extracellular ligand-gated monoatomic ion channel activity. The coding region runs from base 146 to 1303 and encodes 385 amino acids.
GGUCGGCGGAAGCAGAAACCCAACAUGAACUAUGACAAGCUGUCCAGAGCUCUGCGCUACUACUACGAUAAGAACAUCAUGGGCAAGUCCAGUAACGCUGUGGCACAGAAGCGACGGACGGUAGUACGUGCGCGAGCCGGUUGACAUGGCGCGAACGGUCGACAUGGGACGUAUCCUGACCUUCCUCUCUUUCUUUAUCCUUGUGAUGCUGCAUGAAAGUACACCUGCUCUAGGAGAAUGCUCGCUAUCCACACAGCUGGACACGCUGCUGGCUGAGUAUGAUAGAGAAGUGAUGCCGGCCACGCCUCUCCGCAUCGAAGCCACGCUGGAUGUCCGACACGCAAACGUUUACGAGAAAUCUUCUACAGUACACCUUUUGGCGGAUCUGCAUAUGAGGUGGAACGACUCUCGGAUAAGUUGGAACGCCACGGAGUGGGGAUGUGAAGGCGGCAUGACCGCCUCCGAGCGACUCUGGUUGCCUGACGUGGUGAUAGUUAGCGUGGCGAGCAUUGCCGGCGGGGACCAGGGGUUCAGGGCGCACGUGAGCAGUGACGGCGAGGUCUCCUGGGUGCAGAAACUUGACGUGUCCAUCCCCGUGUCACUGGAGCUUCAGGCCUGGCCUGAGGAUACUCAGGAGGCACACCUGAAGGUGGCAUCACGCUCGCAUGCCAAUAUUGAUGAAAUAGAUCUAGAUCUUAUUGAGUUAAAGGAGAACACGGUGUCGGAGUCCGGUACUUGGGAGCUGGUGUCAGUGCUGGGUACGGCGGAAGCGGAAGCGGACGCGGGGGCAGGCGGAGUGUCGCGGCGCGUACUCUCGUGGACUGUGACGUUGCGGCGCCGCGCGGCCGCACACUCGCUCGCCGCAGGUGCGGUGCUCGCCGCCGCAACCGCACUGUUGAUCGCCGCAGCGCUAUUGCCGCCCGCCGACCGCACGCCGCUCUGUGCGGUGUCCGCUCUCCUGCCGACUAUCUGGUUGAUAUCGGUGGCAUCGCGCGUGGCGGGCGCUAGUGACUCGCCCACGUUGCUGUCGCUAGUGAGUGCGGCGAGCGUGUGUGCCGCACUGGCGGCAGCCUCUGGCGCGUUUGUCGUGCGGCUGGCGCUGUGUAGUGCACCACCGCCUCAAGCGCUGCGGUCGCUAGUCACGGCUGCCUCCGCCAUCAUCUCGCUCACACCGACUGCAAAGGGCGGAGCUGUGGACGUGGAGUGUAGCGCCUGGGCUGCAGCAGCUCAGCUCCUGGACCGAGUGCUCUGUACACUGUUCGCACUCAUUCUGCUCAUCAUCUUCCUGACAUAUAUAAUGUGAAAUACACUACCUAAUUUUGCAUUAAAAAAAAGUGUUUGUGCACUUAUGUAUGCACGCAGGAAGUUAUACUCCUUUGGCGUAACAAAGCAAAAAUCCUUAAAAUUAUUUAUUCCUCCUGCUAUUCUACAUCUAUAGAAAGAGCAAUAUUGUAAAAAUGUUGCAAAGAUGGCUUUGACAAUUAAUUAUUAAAUAACGAAUACGGCUGUAUCGGCUUGAACCCUUUGCCUGUCAUAAUAAUCGACGAAUAAACGAUGAAAGCAAAAAACAAAUAACGAAUGACGCAAACGUUAGAAAAUCUUAGGAACCAACUUCAACCUGUUACUUUUGUGUUACAGUGAUGGGCGUGCAUCAGAAUUCCACUCUCAUAAUUUUUUCAUAACACGCCUAAAGAAGUAUAAGUUCAAAAGAAAAUCGUACAAAAUUUUAUUUUCAAACAACUAUGAUCCAUCGAUUGUUAAUAAUAAACUUAUAUUACUUAAUUGUGUCAGUAAUUAUAUUUGCGAAGAGACAUUAAUUUUUAUUGUGCCAACCUACCGAUAUACCGACAGGCCCCUAUAUUGGCUGUUACUAUCAUAACACUGUUACUGGUGCCUCGUAUUCGCAGUA